This is a messenger RNA of Coprinopsis cinerea okayama7#130, 720 nucleotides long. RefSeq lists its product as hypothetical. The transcript is spliced from 4 exons. Bases 1 to 720 code for a protein of 239 amino acids. NCBI's taxonomy places the organism in Eukaryota, Fungi, Basidiomycota, Agaricomycetes, Agaricales, Psathyrellaceae. The record is from RefSeq and is a predicted model, not a curated record.
AUGUCAUCUGAAGUAAAGUCGCCAAAGCCAACAUGGUCUGAGCGUAUGAAGGCAGCGAAACUCUCAGAACAACCUUCGGCUAACGGUCUCACGAAUCUCCUCUCGCUGUACCAUCGCUCCAAGGAAUCGACCGCAUGUCGUUCGUUAGAGCUUCCGCCUCUACCACCCCGCGCUAGUGGAUAUCCGACUGCAUGCUUAUCAAGAAACGAAGUGGAAGAGUUCCUUCCGCCGUUGUUGAAACGUGGUUGGAGGAUUGAGUUUGGGAAGCAGCAGGAGGGUAACGCAGACCCGGAAGACUGUGGAUGUAGUGCACCAGAGUCUAUGAAGAGCACGGGUGAUGCACCGCCUCCGCCAUACCUCGUGAAGCGAUUCCUCUUCCACGAUAAGCUGGCCAAGGCCAAAAUAUUCCUAGAAGACGUUAAAGUUAUCUCUAACAUUGGGGAGAAUCACCAUUUCGAUGACUACCUCGUGUUACCCUCGGAAGAUGGCUCGUCAAGCGAACUAACGCUAUAUGUCCAAACUCACAGCGGAAAGAAACCAGCACGUCCUUCGUCGAGCGAUAUCGAGUGGAUCGAAACGCCAGGGCUCACCAUUCGCGAUGUUCGAUAUGCUAUUCUCUUGGAACACCUGUAUAUCUCCCAUUUCUCCGACCCUUCUCAGCUUCCAGCUUUCGAAAACACCGCGGGCCUGAGUUCAGAAGUCAUUGAGAAGCUGUUAUAA